Messenger RNA from Trichechus manatus latirostris (Florida manatee), 2819 nucleotides. It is a transcript of the gene P2RY12, whose product is annotated as purinergic receptor P2Y12. Lineage: Eukaryota; Metazoa; Chordata; Mammalia; Sirenia; Trichechidae. Gene Ontology annotation, cellular component: membrane. Gene Ontology annotation, biological process: blood coagulation; G protein-coupled receptor signaling pathway. The record is from RefSeq and is a predicted model, not a curated record. The transcript has 3 exons. Bases 634 to 1650 code for a protein of 338 amino acids. Gene Ontology annotation, molecular function: G protein-coupled purinergic nucleotide receptor activity.
UCCUGGCCAUGAAAUGCACUAACCACAGCAUUGCCACGCUGGUUUGUGGUGCUGGCAUUCUGUCCGCCUUUCAAUUCACCUCAACCGCUGCUGGCAACACCCUUGCUUUUCCAGUUUGGAACUUGCUAAAGUAAAAAAAAAAAAGUGUCAACUGACCUGAAGUCUUAAUAGAAGCAUUUGAUGUGGGCGUACCCUACAUAGGUUAUAAAGCAUCAGCUCUAUGGCAGCCUUCCGUAAAAAGCCUCAGGAUUUCAAAUUGCUUUUAAAGAGAUGACUUCUCACCCAUCCACGACCCACGUUUCCCGGGGAAAUAAAAGCAGAAGUUCUCAAAGGGGCCAGACAGAAGUACAAAGUGUCUGCACAGCUUUGACGCCACAGUGUUUCAAGGUAUGUACCCUCUGAUUGUGAAGCCUCUUCCACUCUCUUUCCCUCUCUCUCUCUAGAAUACUCAAGACUUUACUGAUGAAAGCCCACCGAGUUCUCUACCGUAAAGAGUUUUGACAACUAAACCAAGAAAAGUAAAGGAAAAUACCAGCUGCCACUCUGCAGGUGACAUUAAUUACCAAUUACGGGAUACAUUCAAAGCCUCCAGGAUACACAGACGAACCAGGAAGCAAAAAAGAAACGGAAGCCAUGGACAACCUCACCACUGCGGCCGGGAACGGCAGUGUCUGCACCAGAAAUUACAAAAUCAACCAGGUCCUCUUCCCGCUGCUCUAUACUGUCCUGUUUUUCAUUGGACUCAUCACAAACAGCCUGGCAAUGAGGAUUUUCUUUCAAAUCCGCAGUAAAUCCAACUUCAUUAUUUUUCUUAAGAACACAGUCAUUUCCGAUCUUCUCAUGAUUCUAACUUUUCCAUUCAAAAUCCUGAGUGAUGCUGAACUGGGGACAGGGUCGCUGAGGGCCUUCGUGUGCCAAGUUACCUCCGUCAUAUUUUAUUUCACGAUGUACAUCAGUAUCUCAUUCCUGGGACUGAUAACUAUCGACCGCUACCAGAAGACCACCAGGCCAUUUAAAACAUUCAAACCCAACAAUCUCUUGGGGGCCAAGGUUCUUUCUGCUGUCAUCUGGGUGUUCAUGUUCUUAAUCUCUCUGCCCAACAUGAUCCUCACCAACAAGAAGCCGAGAGAGAACGUGAAGAAAUGCUCUUUCCUCAAAUCGGAGUUUGGCCUGGUCUGGCAUGAAAUAGUCAAUUACAUCUGUCAAGUCAUUUUCUGGAUUAAUUUUUUAAUUAUCAUUGUAUGCUACACGCUCAUCACAAAAGAACUAUACAGGUCAUACAUCAGAACAAGGGGGGUGGGCAAAGUUCCCAAGAAAAAGGUGAACGUCAAAGUUUUCAUUAUCAUUGCUGUGUUUUUUAUUUGUUUCGUGCCUUUCCAUUUUGCCCGAAUUCCUUACACCCUCAGCCAAACCCGUGAUGUCUUUGACUGUACUGCUGAGAAUACCCUGUUCUAUGUGAAAGAGAGCAUGCUGUGGCUAACUUCCUUAAACGCGUGCCUGGAUCCCUUCAUCUACUUUUUCCUUUGCAAGUCCUUCAAAAACUCCUUGAUGAGUAUGUUGAAGUGCUCCAAUUCGGUAACAUCUCCAGCCCAAGAGAAGAGGAAAAACGGGCAGGAUGGUGGUACCCCAUUCGUAGAAACUCCAAUGUGAACACGUAAACUGAGGAAACAUUUCACUCUGUCAGUGUUUGGAACUCCCAAAUGGAAAGCACUAUACAAAAUGAUUAACGCUGAUUAAGAAGUGACUGAGUUAACAGCAAAGACUCUUGAAACAAUAAGUCGAAGAUCGCAAAUGUAAUUUUCAUUUCCUUUUCCAGUAGAAAAGCUAUCUUAAAUUGUAGAAAAGUGACCAACAUGCAGCUGUGUAGAAGAACAAAUUGUAUCCAACUGCCAUCCUGCGUGCAAAACUACACAGAAUUUAUGAUUUGCGGGGAGGGUGUCGAUAAAAUAUUGACUAUGGUUCUUUAAAUACAUUUCUGAUCAUAAUCCUAUUUUUUUUAAGACUCAACUAAGAAACAAUGAUCAAUCUGAUAUAAUCCUUAGACAAAUAAUUACACAUCCUAUUCUUAGUUCCUUAAUGAAAUGCUGACCUACUGUGAUACUUAUUACAGAAACGUAGGUAAAUGGAAUCCAAAGCCAAAGAAUGACUGCUAACUUUUAAUUACCAGUAAAAUCCUGUUGUUGUUAGGUGCCGCUGAGUUGAUUUCCUACUUACAGCGACCCCAUGUGACACAGCAGAACUGCCCCCAUAGGGCUUCUUAGACUGUGAUCUUUAUAGGAGCAGAUUGUCAGGACUUUCUCCCACAGAGCCACUGAUGGGUUUGAACCGCUAAUCUUUCAGUUAGCAGCCAAGCACUUAACUCUUGUGCCACCAGGGCUUGGGACUUAAACUAACUGGCAUAGUUUUUUACUGGACUGAGUUUUUUACAUGUUCAUUAACAAGACAGAGGUUUCAAGAACACCUUUCCAGUAAAGACAGCAGAAAUAGCAAAAGGAGUCACUAAAAUAAGGACACUUAUUUUUAUGAUAUUCUAAUACUAAAAAUUCUGACUAUUUCCUUAACACUGGUGAAACUGGUUUUAGUACUACUUUGACAACUUUAGUGGCUACAACACCAUUAUUGACAUUUACCUUUAUUAACUGGCUUCAAGAAAAUACCUGCUACUUAGGUCAGUGAACAUUUCCCUUAGCGAGAAAAAUGACUUAAAUAUGAUUAUGCAGUAACACAGCAUAACUUUUAAGAGGAAAGCAAUUCAAGUGUUUGGAACUGCCUGUUUGUAUGUAUGCAUGUAUAACAUGAAAAAUUUACAUUAAACUCUA